GGAAACACUACAGCCACUGCAUCAAGACAGACCAUCAACAUUCCAGUCCGGGAUUGACUCAGUUUGCUACAACUCCAAACUAUACUACAAGAGACCAAACAGGGGAAUUAGUGUACAAUUUACCAAUAAGUAACAGGUUCUGACAUAAAGGAAAAGAGGAGGAGAGGGGGAUUUGAAGAUGGACCAGACCACGCAAGUGUGGCACACCCAGGCACCCAUGAGCCAGGAGGAGGACCUGGACAAGGGUGCGCCCCAGCCAGAGUGCUCCAUCUGCUUCAACACCUACGACAACGUCUUCAAGACGCCCAAGCUCCUGGACUGCACGCACACCUUCUGCCUGGAGUGCCUGUCGCGCCUGAUGGCGGUGAGCGGGGAGCCUGAUGAGAAGAAGAUCUCCUGCCCCUUCUGCAGACAGCCCACCUCCGUCCCGGACAACGGGCCUCCGGCGCUCACCACCAGCCAGGAGGUGCUGGAGAGGCUGCCGAGCAGCCAGCAGCAGGAGCAGAGCCUGUGGAUCGAGGAGCGGAAGCUCUGCUACAAGAGCCCGCUGGACCCGGAGAACCCAGUGCAACGGUGCAUCUGCAUCGACAUCGGCGCGGCCAAGCAGCCCGAGGGGGCGCCGCAGACGCAUGCCCGGGCCGGCGGGUGGGGCGUCCUGGGCCGGCUGACAAACUGGAAGCGCAUGAUCCUGGUGGUGGUGCUGCUGCUCCUGAUCGUCUGCAUCGUCCUGUGGCCCCUGCAGUGCGUCUUCACCACGGGGAACCUGCGCUGCGUGCGCUUCGGCAUGGCGGACGAAGGCCCCGCCCUCGUCACCACCGUCAGCGCCAGCACCGGAGAGCAUCACCCCCGCUGA
This is a messenger RNA of Conger conger (European conger), 853 nucleotides long. RefSeq names its product RING finger protein 223. NCBI's taxonomy places the organism in Eukaryota, Metazoa, Chordata, Actinopteri, Anguilliformes, Congridae. Gene Ontology annotation, biological process: protein ubiquitination. The transcript has 2 exons. The coding region runs from base 179 to 853 and encodes 224 amino acids. The record is from RefSeq and is a predicted model, not a curated record. Gene Ontology annotation, molecular function: ubiquitin protein ligase activity.